This is a messenger RNA of Culex quinquefasciatus (southern house mosquito), 1826 nucleotides long. RefSeq names its product GYF domain-containing protein gyf-1 (gene stai). Gene Ontology annotation, molecular function: tubulin binding. The record is from RefSeq and is a predicted model, not a curated record. Gene Ontology annotation, cellular component: neuron projection; cytoplasm. NCBI's taxonomy places the organism in Eukaryota, Metazoa, Arthropoda, Insecta, Diptera, Culicidae. Gene Ontology annotation, biological process: microtubule depolymerization; regulation of microtubule polymerization or depolymerization; neuron projection development.
GUUCGGCGCAGUCCCUGUUCAGAAGCAGCCGUGUGCGGAACGACGAACGACGAAAGUCUCUCGCUGACAGCUAGGAGGAGGAUAGCAAGGAUACAGACACGUGGCGUGGCGUGGAAACCCCCCCUCUAGAGGACGAAAAAAGCACUGCACGCGAGUGGAGAGUGAGCGCAGAGUACGGAACGGAGUAGAGAGAGCCUGGAGCGCAGAGUUCCUGCUGUAGCCGCAAGAAGGAUAAAGUUUUCUUUCCGCAUCGGAUGUAUGUGCCCCGCCCAGAGUGGUGUUGGAACGAGCAUUGACGGCAACGGAUUUUCUAAAUUUUGUUCAUUAUUCGGCAAGAACAUUGGAUCUUCAACGUUGAAAACGAAAAGAUACCAUCUGUGUUAGAUUUGAAUCUUUGUUGGAUCCAAAUUUAAAUCAGUAGUCAUUUUUUGUGGAAAACUGCAGUCAAAUAGUUGUAUCCGUGUUUGGUACACAUCGAGAGAAGAGAGAAUUCUUCAGAGUGUAUUUGUGUGUACGUGCGACGCAAGGAUCUCCCCACGAUAUCCUGGAGAGUAGCGUGUUCAGUUGUGCCGCAGUCGUUGAAGAACAGUAACGUGAAGCCCGUGUGCCGAGAAGAAAACGUGUGUGUCCGUGAAGAACCUUCUAAAGUCACAUACGGUGCCCCACAGCCUGGACAGUCUGAGGUGAAAAAUAGCCAGCCAACGCAGUUGAGUCACCGCCGAGUGGAUUUAUCCCCUUUCACACAGUUAGUUUACACACAAAACUCGAAGACAAAAUGUUGAUUGGAUUAGUCCGAGAUUCGGUGAUGCAGUGCUUCUGCCACACGUGCCGAGCCCCGAUCCUGCCGGCAGUCAAUCGACGAUCUGCACCCAUGAAGAAACCGACCAAAGCCCGAACAAAGCAGCCAAAAGCGUCCAAGAAGGUGAAAUUUAUCACGACCGAAAUCCGGUGCCAGGAAAAGUCCAAGGGCGGCCUCUGCUACGAGGUGAUCCUGGCCGAGCCGACCAUCAACGUGACGCUGCCGAAGCUGCCGCCGACGCCCGGCAAGCCGAUGUCCGCCGAGGAGAUCGAGGAGAAGCUGAAGGCGGCCGAGGAGCGGCGCCUCUCGCUCGAGGCCAAAAAGAUGGCCGACUGGUCCGCCAAGAUGGCCAAGAUCGAGGAAGCCACGCGCAAGAAGGACGAACUGGACAAGGAGUUCAAGACGCACUCGAAGGUGGUGCUCGAGCAGAAGAUGGAACAGUACGAGGAAAAGCGGGAAGCGCAAAUCAGCGAGAUCAAGGAGAAGCUAAAGAUGCACGCGGCCGAAAUCGAAAAGACGCGGCACAGCCUCGAACACACCAAGUCGGAGGAACUGCAGAAGCAGCUGGAGGAGAAGCUGCGAACCGCGGCCACGUUGCGGGACGACAAGAUCAAGAAGAUUCUGGACCGAUUAAAGGAACAUAACACGGACAAGCUGAACGAGGUGCGAGCCACCGUCGAUCUGCUCGAGUCGCAAAAGUCCGAGGAGAAGACCCGCAUUAUCGAGAACAAACUGUCCACCGCCGAGCAGAACCGCGAGAAGGAGCUCCAGAAAAAGCUGGAAACGCUCCGCAAACACGAACGACGCGCGGAGAUUGUGCGCCAGAACAAGGCCGCCCUCGCCACCCAAAGGGAGGACAACGUCAACGUCACCGCAUCAUCCGGUUAGGUUCGCACCCGGGUACCAUCGAACGAGCUUCCUUCUCUUUAUUAGCAACACACACACACACACACCCAUACACACGUACUGUUUUUUCUCCAAUCGAUCAAGACACACCAAAAUCUCAACAACUGAUGUAACCUUUCAC